AUGGGUGUUUACAGAGACGAAGCCGAGUAUUCAUCUCAAAUCUCAGCUCCCAGGUUGUUCAAAGCAUUGGUGGUGGACGCUGAAAACUUUGUUCCGAAGCUUCUUCCUGAGGUCGUGAAGAGCAUUCAAGUGGUCCACGGAGAUGGUGGCCCCGGCAGCAUCAGGCAGAUUCAUAUCGCUGAAGGUGAGAAAGUGAGAAGCGUGAAGAACAGAAUUGAUGAGAUGAACGAGGAGCGUCUGGCGUUCAGCUACACUACGAUCGAAGGAGACGUAUUAAAGGACAAGUUCGAGAGCAUUGCUUAUGAAGUUAAGUUUGAGGCAAAACCAGAUGGGGGAAGCAACAACAAGAUCAUCAUAAAGUAUAAUACCAAGGGAGAUUAUGAGAUGAGUGAAGACGAGAUCAAGAAAGGGAAGGAAACGACUCUGGACAUUUACAAAGUCGUGGAAGCCUAUCUUCUCCAGAAUCCUGAUCUAUAUGCUUGA
This is a messenger RNA of Neltuma alba, 483 nucleotides long. Its product is annotated as major allergen Pru ar 1-like. The transcript has 2 exons. Bases 1 to 483 code for a protein of 160 amino acids. The record is from RefSeq and is a predicted model, not a curated record. Gene Ontology annotation, biological process: abscisic acid-activated signaling pathway; defense response. Gene Ontology annotation, molecular function: protein phosphatase inhibitor activity; abscisic acid binding; signaling receptor activity. Gene Ontology annotation, cellular component: nucleus; cytoplasm. Lineage: Eukaryota; Viridiplantae; Streptophyta; Magnoliopsida; Fabales; Fabaceae.